Messenger RNA from Neomonachus schauinslandi (Hawaiian monk seal), 4605 nucleotides. It is a transcript of the gene ZNF608, whose product is annotated as zinc finger protein 608. Bases 61 to 4605 code for a protein of 1514 amino acids. Gene Ontology annotation, biological process: regulation of transcription by RNA polymerase II. Gene Ontology annotation, cellular component: nucleus. The record is from RefSeq and is a predicted model, not a curated record. The transcript has 8 exons. Lineage: Eukaryota; Metazoa; Chordata; Mammalia; Carnivora; Phocidae.
GUCCCCUCAUCUCCAAAGGAAAGUUCAUCGGAUUUUUAUUCUAGAGAGCUCAUCUUCAGGAUGUCAGUGAACAUUUCUACUGCAGGAAAAGGUGUGGAUCCAAAUACGGUUGAUACUUAUGACAGUGGUGAUGAUUGGGAAAUCGGGGUUGGAAAUUUAAUAAUUGAUUUGGACGCUGAUUUGGAGAAGGACAGACAGAAAUUUGAGAUGAAUAAUUCCACCACCACCACUAGCAGCUGCAACUCGAAGGAUUGUGGAGGUCUGGCCUCCAGUGGGGCCAGUGCUCCGGCCGCCUUAGCUGAUGGCCUAAAAUUUGCUUCUGUUCAGCCCUCUGCUCCCCAGGGGAAUUCACACAAAGAGACCAGCAAAUCAAAAGUGAAAAGGAGUAAAACUUCUAAGGAUGCUAAUAAAUCUCUGCCUUCGGCUGCCUUGUAUGGGAUUCCCGAGAUCAGCGGCACUGGCAAGAGGCAGGAAGUCCAAGGGCGCCCUGGAGAGGCCACUGGCAUGAAUUCAGCGCUGGGUCAAAGUGUGAGCGGCAGCGGCGGCGGCGGCAACCCCAACAGCGGCAGUCCGGGCACGGGGCCCUCCGCUGCCACCGCGGGGGCGGCCUCCUGUGGGAAAAGCAAAGAGGAGAAGCCAGGUAAAAGCCAGAGCAGCCGAGGCGCCAAGCGGGAUAAGGAUGCGGGGAAAUCCAGGAAGGACAAGCACGACCUGCUUCAGGGCCACCAGAAUGGCAGUGGCAGCCAGGCCCCUUCCGGGGGGCACCUCUAUGGCUUUGGGGCCAAGAGCAAUGGAGGUGGCGCGAGCCCCUUCCACUGCGGGGGCACUGGGAGUGGCGGCGUCGCGGCUGCUGGGGAAGUUAGCAAAAGUGCCCCGGAUUCAGGGCUCAUGGGAAACUCUAUGUUGGUAAAGAAGGAAGAGGAGGAGGAGGAGAGCCACAGGCGAAUCAAGAAACUGAAAACCGAGAAGGUUGACCCCCUGUUUACAGUGCCAGCACCACCACCGCCGAUUUCCAGCAGCCUCACGCCUCCGAUUCUGCCCUCCUACUUUCCCCCAUCCUCAUCCAAUAUUGCAGCACCGGUCGAGCAGCUUUUGGUUCGGACUCGUUCCGUGGGUGUCAAUACAUGUGAAGUUGGAGUAGUGACAGAACCAGAGUGUCUGGGGCCCUGUGAACCUGGCACUAGUGUGAAUUUGGAAGGGAUCGUGUGGCAUGAAACAGAAGAAGGUGUUCUAGUGGUCAAUGUCACGUGGAGGAACAAAACUUACGUAGGGACCCUACUGGACUGCACCAAGCACGACUGGGCCCCUCCCAGGUUCUGUGAGUCCCCGACCAGCGACCUGGAGAUGAGAGGGGGCCGGGGCCGAGGGAAGAGAGCCAGGUCUGCCGCUGCGGCUCCGGGCUCGGAGGCCAGCUUCACCGAGUCCAGAGGGCUGCAGAACAAGAACAGAGGGGGGGCCAAUGGGAAGGGGAGGCGGGGCAGCCUCAACGCCAGCGGGCGAAGGACACCCCCAAAUUGCGCGGCCGAGGACAUCAAAGCCAGCCCCUCCUCCACCAACAAAAGGAAAAACAAGCCCCCGAUGGAGCUGGACCUGAAUUCCAGCUCCGAGGACAAUAAGCCUGGGAAGCGUGUCCGCACGAAUUCCAGAAGCACUCCGACAACUCCUCAAGGGAAACCAGAGACUACUUUUUUGGACCAAGGCUGCUCCUCUCCAGUGUUAAUCGACUGCCCCCACCCCAACUGCAACAAAAAGUACAAGCACAUUAACGGCCUGAGGUACCACCAGGCUCACGCACACUUAGACCCAGAGAACAAGCUGGAGUUUGAGCCCGACAGCGAGGACAAGAUCUCGGACUGCGAGGAGGCGUUGAGUCACGUGGCACUCGAGUGCAGCGAGCCCAGCACAAGCCUUUCGGCUUACGAGCAGGUGAAGGCGCCUGUGUCGCCCGGCUCCGGGCACCCCCCUGGCACCCCCAAGGGGAAGAGAGAGCUGAUGAGCAAUGGUCCGGGUUCUGUCAUCAGCUCUAAAGCGGGCAAGAACUCUGGCAAAAAGAAGGGCCUUCACAGUGAGCUGAACAACCUCCCGGUGAUCUCCAACAUGACGGCCGCCCUGGACAGUUGCUCGGCGGCAGAUGGCAGUUUGGCCGCGGAGAUGCCCAAACUGGAAGCGGAAGGCUUGAUCGACAAGAAGAAUGGGGGCGACAAAGAAAAGGGCAAGAAAGCCAACAACUGCAAAAUGGACAAAAACCUCUCUAAACUUAAAACUGCCCGGCCCAUCGCCCCCGCCCCCGCGCCCGCCCCCGCGCCCCCGCAACUCAUCGCCAUACCCACUGCAGCCUUUACGAGCACCACCACGGGGACCAUCCCCGGACUGCCCUCCCUCACCACGACUGUCGUGCAGGCCACACCAAAGAGCCCUCCGUUGAAACCCAUUCAGCCAAAGCCCACGAUUAUGGGGGAGCCCAUCACCGUGAACCCAGCUCUUGUGUCCCUCAAAGACAAAAAGAAGAAGGAGAAGCGGAAGCUUAAGGACAAAGAAGGGAAGGAGUCGGGGAGCCCCAAGCUGGAUGCCAAGCUGGGCAAACUCGAGGACGCCAAGGGGGCGGGGAAAGAUUUAUCUGGGCAUUUUUUAAAGGACCACCUCAGCAAGAGUGAGGGCCUGGCUAACGGACUGUCGGAGUCUCAGGAGAGCCGGAUGGCCAGCAUCAAAGCCGAGGCCGAUAAGGUUUACACUUUCACGGACAACGCCCCCAGCCCAUCCAUAGGCAGCGCCUCGAGGAUGGAGUGCAGCACUUUGGUGAACGGCCAGGCGCCCAUGGCCCCGCUGCACGUGCUCACCCAGAACGGCGCAGAGACGUCCACGGCCAAGACCAGCAGCCCCGCCUAUUCGGACAUUUCCGAUGCGGCGGACGACGGUGGUUCCGACAGCCGGUCGGAGGGCAUGCGGUCCAAGGCCAGUUCCCCGUCAGACAUCAUUUCCAGUAAGGAGGGUGUUGUCAAAGGGCAUCCUUCGGCUACAGCACAAUCAUCUCAGAUGAAAGAGUCCCAUUCUCCCUACUACCAUGGCUACGACCCUUACUAUUCUCCAAGUUACAUGCACCCCGGGCAGGUUGGAGCCCCUGCCACUGGGAACGGCGGGAGCACGCAGGUCAUGAAGAUCAAGAAGGAAUCUGAGGAGGAUGCAGAAAAGAAAGACAAGGCGGAGCAGCUGGAUGCCAAGAAGGUGGACCAUACUUCGGCACCCCUGCAGCCUCAGCACCAGUCGGUGAUCACACAGAGGCACCCGGCCCUGGCGCAGUCCCUUUACUACGGGCAGUACGCCUACGGGCUCUAUAUGGACCAGAAGUCCCUGAUGGCCAGCAGCCCUGCCUAUAGACAGCAGUACGAGAAGUACUAUGAGGACCAGAGGCUGGCAGAGCAGAAAAUGGUGCAGGCUGGCAGAGGAGAUUGCGACAGGAAGAAUGAGCUCCCCUUGAAAGAGCUGGGCAAGGAGGACAGUAAACAGAAAAACCUGCCAUCUGCCACAAUCUCAAAAGCUCCCUCUACCCCGGAGCCUAACAAAACCCAUUCUAAACUAGGGCCGCCAGUGCCUAAUAAAACUGAGGAGACAGGUAAAUCACAGCUUCUCCCCAGUCACCAGCAGCACCUUCAGGCCGACAGCUUCAAAGCUAAGCAGAUGGAAAACCACCAGCUUAUUAAGGAGGCUGUAGAAAUGAAAUCUGUCAUGGACUCUAUGAAGCAGACAGGUGUAGACCCAACCUCGAGAUUUAAACAAGAUCCAGAUUCAAGGACAUGGCAUCAUUAUGUAUACCAGCCCAAAUACCUGGAUCAGCAAAAGUCAGAAGAUCUUGAUAGGGAAAAGAAGUUAAAAGAGGAUAGUCCCAGGAAGACCCCCACUAAGGAAGGGGGUGUGCCCAGCCUUCCUGUAUCACUAACGAGCAUUAAAGAGGAGCCCAAAGAGGCCAAGCGUCCUGAUUCUCAGUCCCUGGAGGAGAGCAAGCUGAAAAAUGAUGAUGGGAAGACGCCUGUGAACUGGAAGGACUCUCGGGGAGCGAGAGUGGCGGUGUCCUCGCCCAUGAGUCAGCAUCAGUCCUACAUACAGUACUUGCAUGCUUAUCCUUACCCACAGAUGUAUGACCCCAGCCACCCUGCAUACCGGGCUGUCUCUCCCGUCCUAAUGCACAGUUACCCUGGGGCCUAUCUCUCUCCGGGAUUUCAUUAUCCUGUUUACGGGAAGAUGUCAGGGAGAGAAGAGGCAGAGAAAGUCAAUAGCAGCCCUAGCAUCAACACAAAAACAACGACGGAAUCGAAAGCCCUGGACUUGCUCCAACAGCACGCCAACCAGUACCGUAGCAAGUCUCCCGCCCCCGUGGAGAAGGCGACAGCAGAGCGGGAACGGGAGGCAGAAAGGGAGAGGGACCGUCACUCCCCCUUCGGGCAGAGGCACCUGCAUACGCACCACCACACCCACGUUGGCAUGGGUUACCCGCUAAUCCCUGGUCAAUAUGACCCUUUCCAAGGCUUGACCUCCGCUGCCCUUGUUGCCUCUCAGCAGGUGGCUGCCCAGGCAUCUGCAUCAGGAAUGUUUCCUGCACAAAGGAGGUAA